CACUCUAUUGUGCGACCGCGGUUUGGUCAGACCGAGUAAUAACAAACAGCUGAAGCAGCGUCGAAGCACAGCGGCAAAAGAUGCUCGCCAAGCUCAUUUUCCUGGCCGUCAUCGCCUGCGCCAUGUCUCAAGUGCUGGUCUACCCAGGCGGCGGCGGCGGCGGCUACGCACCGCAGCCCUACCACUUCAGCUACGACAGCGUGAACCCGGUGGAGGGCGCCCACCAUUACCACGAGGAGACCAGCGACGCCACCAACUCGCGUACGGGCUCGUACGGCUACACGGACGCCAACGGCAUCACGCGUCGAGUCGAUUACGUCGCCGACGCCGGAGGAUUCCGCGCCACCGUUACCACGAACGAGCCCGGAACAGCAGCCAGUGCCCCCGCAGACGUGCACUUCAACUCACCCUACUCCCACUAAACUAGGUUCUGGCAGCACACUUUAGAAG
Molecule: messenger RNA, 450 nt
Organism: Rhipicephalus sanguineus (brown dog tick)
Lineage: Eukaryota; Metazoa; Arthropoda; Arachnida; Ixodida; Ixodidae
Product: cuticle protein 10.9
Exons: 3
Coding region: 81-422 (113 amino acids)
Cellular component (GO): chitin-based extracellular matrix
Molecular function (GO): structural constituent of chitin-based larval cuticle
Source: RefSeq, a predicted model, not a curated record